UAAAUUAAAUAAAGUAAAUAAAAUGGGUCAUCAAAGUUGUUGUGUAGUCGAUUGCAAAAAUACAAGUCGAAAUAGCAAUUGUAAAUUUUAUAAGUUUCCGGUUGCCAAUUGGAAAUUAAAUCAGCGAAAAAAAUGGAUCGCUGCUGUUAAAAGGCAAAAUAUUGAUGGAUCGUUAUGGUCUCCAAAACCUAUGGAUGUUAUAUGCAGUGAACACUUCAUUAGCGGUGAAAAAUCAGAUAUUGAAUCAAGUCCCAACUUCGCUCCAACUAUUUUUCCAUCAGCUUAUAGACGACGUAAAGUCAACGAAUCUGCCGUUUUGAAUAGACACAAACGCUUCAUGGAGAGAAGAAUAAUGAAAAAGUCAUUAUCGUCAACGGCUGAGAUACAUCCGGUGAUGAAUUUUGUAGAACCGCCUGAAAUAGCUGAAGGUGAUCAAAAUAAUACAUUCAUGAAUCAAACGGUGGAGCAGGCAUGUGAAGCGAAUAUAUAUUUUACCUCCAAUGUUUCAUCAAAAACAUUCAUUUGUAAUCGGUAUAUCACUAAUAACAAAUGUGAUGCUGAGACACAAACAGAGAUUCUGGAAGCGUCGACGUCAAAAAUAAUUACAAAUAAUAAAAAAUAUGUUAACAAGGAGUGCGGUACACCACAUAGAACGUUUGCUGAUCAUGAAACUCAAGUAACCAAUAUGUUUGAAGGAUUUUCAUCAGUUAAAAAAAACGAGCAACUCAUAGAUCUUGCUGGUGUAACAUUUAAUAAUUUUAAUUUUUUAUUAGACAGAACAAAACCUCCUAAAAAAUCGACGAUUGGUUACAAAGAUAGACUGUUCAUAUUUUUAAUGAAAUUAAAAACAGGACUCACUUUUUCGGCUCUUGGCGUAUUAUUUAACGUGCAUAGAACAACGAUUUCAAGAAUUUUUUUCGACAUUUUGGAGCAAUUAGCUAGUACGACAGCUAAUUUAGUAUUUUGGCCGGAUAUUGAUGUUGUUCAAGCAACGAUGCCUGAGUGUUUUCAUCAUGAUUACAGUGAUACUCGAGUAAUCAUCGAUUGUACUGAAUUUAAUAUUGAAAUUCCUGCUAAUGUUGAUCAUCGGGUUUAUUGUUAUUCGCAUUAUAAAAAAAAUUUUACUGCGAAGGUUCUCAUAGGUAUCACUCCAGGAGGAUUUAUUUCCUUGAAAUCAAAAGUAGCUGGUGGUCGUAAAUCUGACUCUCAAAUGACAAUUGAAUCAGGUUUAUUAGAUCUUCUAGAAGAUGGUGACGUCGUUUUGGCUGACAAAGGUUUUCCGGAAAUUAAAACAUUUAUCGAUGCAAGUGGAAAAAAAUUAAAAAUGGUUAUGCCACCUUUUUUAGAGAAAAAAUCUGAAUUUACAACACAACAAACUCAAGAAACGUACAGCAUAGCAAAAGUACGAAUUCAUAUUGAACGCAUAAUGCAACGAUUAAGACUUUAUCAAGUAUUAAAUAAAUUUCCUGAAAAUCUAUUUCAUUGUGUAGAUGACAUCAUACAUGUAUGCUGUGUUUUGGUGAAACGCCUCACAACCUCAUGUUCUGUCACAAAGCCAACAAUCCUGACGGUUUCCGCGAAAACCGAUUGGAAACCGUGA
This is a messenger RNA of Neodiprion virginianus, 1600 nucleotides long. RefSeq lists its product as uncharacterized. The record is from RefSeq and is a predicted model, not a curated record. The coding region runs from base 23 to 1600 and encodes 525 amino acids. Lineage: Eukaryota; Metazoa; Arthropoda; Insecta; Hymenoptera; Diprionidae. The transcript is spliced from 4 exons.